Messenger RNA from Scleropages formosus (Asian bonytongue), 2313 nucleotides. It is a transcript of the gene th, whose product is annotated as tyrosine hydroxylase. Bases 226 to 1695 code for a protein of 489 amino acids. The transcript is spliced from 13 exons. Gene Ontology annotation, molecular function: iron ion binding; tyrosine 3-monooxygenase activity. Gene Ontology annotation, biological process: dopamine biosynthetic process from tyrosine. Gene Ontology annotation, cellular component: perikaryon; axon; cytoplasm. NCBI's taxonomy places the organism in Eukaryota, Metazoa, Chordata, Actinopteri, Osteoglossiformes, Osteoglossidae. The record is from RefSeq and is a predicted model, not a curated record.
GGAGGUCUGUGUGCAGAGGAGUCCCACAAGCCCGGUGGCACAGUGACGGGAGAGGUCGGGUCCCGGACAGGGCAGGAGAACUGGAGAAGAACAGGGCAGGAGAGGAAUAGAAGAGGUGAAGGAUCCAACGGGGGAGGGGAAGUGCAGGAGAAGGACAAAAGGGGGGCAGGAGAAGACAGGUGAGCGAUCCAAAGGGACAGAAGGACAAGACAAGAAGGCAUCAUCAUGCCCACUUCCAACGGUUCCACCUCCUCCACCAAGAGUAUCCGCAAGGCAGCCUCCGAAAUGGACCAGUCCGAGUCUGUCACGUCCCCCCGAUUCCUGUGCAGGAGGCAGAGUCUGAUCGAGGACGCGCGGAAAGAGCGCGAAGCGGCGGCGGCGGCGGCAGAGUCCUCGGAAUCGGCGGAGCAGAUGGUGUUCGAGGAGGAGGAUGGAAAAGCCCUGGUGAACCUGUUCUUCACCUCCAGGAGCGCCACGAGCCAGGCGCUGUCCAGGGCCAUGAAGGUCUUGGAGACCUUCGAGGCGAAGAUUCACCACCUGGAGACGAGACCGAGCAGGAAGCCCAAGGAGAGCUUGGAGGAGCUCGAGUAUUUCGUCAGGUGUGAGGUGCCCCUGUCUGACGUGCGCACUCUCAUCAGUUCGAUGAAGCGCGUCGCAGAGGACGUCCGAACAGCCAGAGAGGUCAAAUUUCACUGGUUUCCAAGGAAAAUCUCUGACCUGGACAAAUGCCAUCACUUGGUCACGAAAUUUGACCCGGACUUAGACCAAGAUCACCCGGGAUUCACUGACCCCGUCUACAGGCAGAGGAGAAAAACCAUAGCCGACAUCGCCUUCAGAUACAAGCACGGCGAGCCCAUCCCUACAGUGGAAUAUUCCGCAGAGGAGAUCGGCACAUGGAGGCAGGUGUACUCCACGCUGAGGGGGCUCUACACCACCCACGCCUGCAGCGAGCACUUGGAGGCGAUCCGUCUCCUCGAGAGGCUGUGUGGUUACGGCCCGGACAACAUUCCACAGCUGGAGGACGUGUCUCGCUUCCUCAAAGAGCGCACGGGGUUCCAGCUGAGACCCGUAGCAGGGCUCCUGUCCGCCAGGGACUUCUUGGCCAGCUUGGCUUUCCGGGUGUUCCAGUGCACCCAGUACAUCCGCCACCCGUCGUCACCCAUGCACUCCCCCGAGCCGGACUGCAUCCACGAGCUUCUGGGUCAUGUGCCCAUGCUGGCCGACCGCACCUUUGCACAGUUUUCUCAGACCAUCGGUUUGGCUUCUUUGGGUGCUUCCGAAGAGGACAUCGAGAAACUCUCCACGCUGUACUGGUUUACCGUGGAGUUCGGCCUCUGCAAGCAAGCCGGUGCCAUCAAGGCAUACGGGGCGGGACUCCUCUCCUCCUACGGGGAGCUCUUGCACUCUUUGUCGGACGAGCCUGAGAAGCGGCAGUUUGAUGCCGAAGCUGCCGCGGUGCAGCCCUACCAGGAUCAGAACUACCAGCCCGUCUACUUUGUGUCGGAGAGCUUUGCAGAUGCCAAGGAGAAGCUUCGGGCUUUCGUCGCUGGCAUCAAGAGGCCCUUUUCCGUGCGUUUCGACCCGUUCACCUCCAGCAUCGAGGUCCUGGACAACCCCCUGAAGAUCCGCGGAGGCCUGGAGAGCGUCAAGGACGAGCUGAAGCUGCUCUCGGACGCACUGAAUGUCCUGAUGUAGAGAAACGCUGCGCUUCUUGUGCUUAUCGCUGCUCGGGGUCCAGUCUUAUAUCGAGUGCCGUGCGUUUUCGUGUUCUUUUGCUGUUGCCGGAGUCGCUCGCCGGUGGUGGGGGAGGGAGUGGCGAUGUCCGGCUGGAGGAAGAGCUUGUCCUCUUCUCUCAUAGCAAAAAGGACACUGAUAAUAAGAAGAUGAAAGGUUUCGCCAAGCUGGAGGAGGUGCCACAACUGAACUCUGCGUGUGCGUGUGUGUGUUGUGUCGAGCGCCCUCAGAUCAUGAAUGUAUUUAUGUUUUCAGUGGAAGCUGAAGUAUCAGUGUGUCGCAGUAAUUGUGUACAACUCGGCAUUGCAUUCAGAUGUGUGUUUUGAUCCGGUGAAAUUGCUCCGUACGCGUUACGUUAGGAUGGAAAAGCGAUAUAUUAUAUGUUACUCGUUAUUAUUAUUGUUAGAGGCGUAAGUUAUAUAUGACAGAAAUUUUUAGUUUGCUCUCCAAACAGUGAAAGUGAACAGCAGCUCUGAGUUGCAAGCUUGGGACUCAUUGCAAUGUCUUGUAUUUCAGUCUGAGGUUCAUAAGAGUUACUGCUUCUGCUAAACUAUAAAUAAUAAUAAUUAUAGUAUUAAU